Molecule: messenger RNA, 3485 nt
Organism: Eriocheir sinensis (Chinese mitten crab)
Lineage: Eukaryota; Metazoa; Arthropoda; Malacostraca; Decapoda; Varunidae
Product: squamous cell carcinoma antigen recognized by T-cells 3-like
Exons: 14
Coding region: 472-3339 (955 amino acids)
Biological process (GO): RNA processing
Molecular function (GO): protein binding; RNA binding
Source: RefSeq, a predicted model, not a curated record
AGUACGAUAACUUAAGUGUUUGUUCCUGGCGGCGCCGUUUGUGUUGGGGCGUCAAGAAACGUUUGUGCUUGUUUGUGUGUGUCCGGGAACGUUUGUGGCUGCUGGUGUGUGUCAGGGAGGGUUAAGAAGAACGUUUGUGCUUGCGUUGGUGUAUCAAGGAAAGCAAUACAGCCGCAGACAACCACAGACAGACAACCACAGACAGUCAACCACAUUCAACCACAAUCUCAGACAGCCACAUUCACACGUCCACAGACAACCACACACAGUCACAACCACAUCCACAGACAACCAUAAUCUCAGACAACCACAUCCACAGACAACCACAACAACAGACAACCACAUCCACAAAAAAAACAUCCACAGACAAUCACAAUCUCAGACAACCACAUCCACAGACAACCACAUCCACAGACAACCACAAUCUCAGACAGCCACAACCACAGACACUUACAACCACAGACAACCAUAAUGGAGCACUGUGAAGACGAGGAGGAGAUGGACACCGCCGAAGUCUCGUCCUCCAGCAGUGACUCCGAGUCCGAGGAGGCUGAGGAGGCCCGCACCGAGGAGGAGCAGAAGGCGCUGUGGCAGAAGGUGGAGGAGCUGAGGGGGCAGGUUGCGGAAAAUGCUCUCUUCUAUGAUGGGCAUGUCAGCUUGAUCACCACGCUGCGGGAUCUUUUCGAACUGGAGGAGGCAAGGAAGGCCAGGGAGCAGAUGAGUGAGGUUUACCCCUUGACACCAGAGUUGUGGCUACAGUGGAUUCAGGAUGAGCAGAAGGUGUGCGCCACAGACGAGGAACGCCAAUACAUCGUUAGCCUCUUUGAGCGAGCCGUGAAGGAUUACACAAGCGUACAGGUGUGGGUGGAGUACGUCAUGUUCAUGCUGGGCGGUGGCGACCUGGAUGCCACACGUCAGGUUGGGGAGCGGGCCCUCACUGCCGUUGGGACCCACGUGGCCGAGGGCGUGCUGGUGUGGCAGGUGGUGCUGCUGGUGGAGAAGCAGGUGUAUAGUGGACUGCAGAAACCGGGUGCUGUGCUCUCAGACAAGGAAACAGCUGACAUUGAGAAGCAGCUCAGUAGAAUCCAGGCUCUGUACAGAAGGCAGAUGCGCGUCCCCUUAAUGAACUGCGGACCCGAGGCGCUGCAGGAAGAAGCCUCGGAGUAUUUCGACGACAUCGGAGCGCAGAUGAAGGAGGACCUCAAGAAGACUCAACAGCGACUGAAUGAAAAAGUUCCAUAUGAAGAUGAAUUGCUCCGAGCGCAGAGUGAGGUGGACAAGUUGGCAGCGUACCGUGCCUACAUCGCGGCCACAAAGGAGUCCGACAACCCAGCAGCCGUCCAGAGCCUUUACGAGAGGGCGGUGCUGGAGCUGUGCCUUGUGCCUGACCUUUGGGAAGAGUAUGUGACCUAUGUGAUGAACCAGUUUCCGGGGCUGGACUAUGUGGUCUUGCCCGUCUGCCAGCGGAGUCAGAGGAACUGCCCGUGGUCUGCCGCCCUCUGUGAGCUGCACAUCGCGGCGCUGCAGAUGUUCACCGCGGAGGGGGAGGAAAAAGACACGGCGGCCAAGAUUAAAAAGGCGCUGGAAAAGGGUCUCGGGUGUGGCCUCCAGGUGGGGGCCGACGCCACGCGCAUGUGGAUGGCGUACCUCAUCUACCUGCGGCGCCAGAUCACAUGGUCCCAGCCACACGCCCAGGAGCUGAGCGCUUUCAGAGAGGCGGCCCAGCAAGCAAUAACAGUGAUUGAUAAGUACUUUGGUGAGGAAGGAGACUUGGAGAGCUUGAUUCCUCGCUUCCUGGCGCGUAUCGAAGCUGAAUUUGUCGGGGACUGUGAGAGAGCCAGAGAAGUAUGGAAUGAUGUCAUUAUGAAGAGGAACAAUAACUUCAAAAAUGCUGAACUUUGGCUGGAAUUCAUCAACACAGAGAGGAGUUAUGGGUCAGACAAGCACUGCCGCAGGCUCUGUCGUCGGGCACUGGAGAGGGUCUGGGAGGGCAUCGAGGGCAUUGGUCUGGCCUACCUUCGCUUUGAGCAGGAAGCAGGGAGCCUAGAGACGAUGCAGGAGUUCAAGAAGCGCUUUGGCGAGAGGAUGGCCAUUGUCAACAAGAAGAGGGCCGAGGACGCUGCCAAGUUAGAAGCCGAGACUGCCCCUGAAGAUGCGAGAAAGGGCAAGGGCGUGAAGCAGAAGGACAGGAGAAGCAAGCAGGGGGGCAGGGACGGGAGGGACUACAAUCAAAAUGGGACGUCGCAGGAAGGCAAAGUGUUCAAGGUCCCGCAUCCCGUCUCCAAGCCCUCCAAAGGAGCAAAACGGGACACUGAAUCCACAUCCCCAACCAAGAGUAGCGCCCCGGAGUCUUCCACUGGCGCCUCGAAGAACAUUCCUCCUCCACCUGGCUUCAAGGACUCAACCGAUACAAAGGUGAAGCCGGGCGGCCGUCACGAGGGAGAGAUCGAACCCCCGCCAGGCUUCAAGGGGGACUCACCAAAGAAGGGCACCAAGCGACGGGCGGAGGAGACGGAGGAUGAGCGCGCCAAGAGACUUAAAGUGGAGAAGCAGCACGGCGUUCUCACCAGGGAGUCUCCACUGGAUGAGAUGUGCACUCUAUUCAUCAGCAACCUGGAUUUCAAGACCACCGAGGAGGAGGUCAUGGCGCUGUUCAGGAGCUGUGGCGACAUCUCCGACUUCCGCCUCGUCAAGAACUUCAAGUGCCUCAGCAAGGGCUUCGGGUACCUGGUCUUCAAGUCGCACGAGGCUGCCGUCAAGGGCCUGGACAUGGACCGCACGCCUCUCAACGGACGACCGGUUUUCGUGUCGCCGUAUGAUCCGGAAAACCACACCCACAAGUUCAAGUACUCAACCGGUCUGGAGAAAAACAAGUUGUUCAUAAGCGGACUUCCGUUAUCCAUGAGCGAGAGUGACGUAAAGGCAGUGUUCGAGCCUUACGGGCCGGUAAAGGACAUCCGGUUGGUCACAUACCGAAACGGACACUCGAAGGGUCUGUGCUACCUCGACUACCACGACGCAGACACCGCCGCGAAGGCCGUGGAGGCGAUGAACGGCUCAGAGCUGGAGGACAAGAUCAUAACCGUACAGAUCAGCAAUCCUUCCGCUAAGAAAUCGAGUGAGAGCGUGGCGCCAAAACCGGUCAUGCUCGGAGAGGGCACUCGGCAGAAGAAGGCCGCCGGUGGGAGAGGCAAGGGCAUGUUCAGCCUGGUCCCCCGCGCCCUCCGACAGCCGCCACCGACGUCCACCACCACCGCCACCGCCACGGACGCUGAACCCUCCGAGAAAUCCACCAAGAAGAUGACCAAUAGUGAUUUCCGGAGCUUGUUGAUGAAGUAGUUAAGGCUCAGUACUGUGUUGUGUGUGUGGGCUAUAAGGGGCAUGGUGUGAGAGAGAGAGAGAGAGAGAGAGAGAGAGAGAGAGAGAGAGGGAAGGGAGGGGCAUGGUGUGUGUCAGAGAGAGAGAGAAAGGAGAAGGGCUGGUAA